Lentinula edodes (shiitake mushroom) is the source of this 2486-nucleotide messenger RNA. RefSeq lists its product as uncharacterized. Gene Ontology annotation, biological process: mitotic cell cycle; intracellular signal transduction. The record is from RefSeq and is a predicted model, not a curated record. The coding region runs from base 80 to 2389 and encodes 769 amino acids. Gene Ontology annotation, molecular function: histone H3T3 kinase activity. Lineage: Eukaryota; Fungi; Basidiomycota; Agaricomycetes; Agaricales; Omphalotaceae. Gene Ontology annotation, cellular component: nucleus; cytoplasm. The transcript is spliced from 5 exons.
UGUCACCAUUUCUAUACUCUCGCUCUUUUCUGCUGGCGUCUUGGCAGGAUUUCUCCUGCUCUGUGCCUGUCUAUUAUACAUGAUGCUUGGGACUCGCACUAAACAGAUCAACUCAUACGGAAAACGGUCGCAGCGAAUAGUCAGUGUUUUCCAGUCAGAGUCUGGCAGCAAAGCCUCGAUCUUCGAUGACCUGCCUCCAACAAAAUUAGCUCCUGUUGCCUCGAGGAUGAAGAAGAAGAGAUCAGAGAAUGCUGUGGAUGUUAGGCCAAAACUUGCUUCACCAAAACAUAGACAGGUACAGAAGAAGAAGCAGUCGCCCUUAGCUCAACCUUUCAGGCAAAAGCUCAUGCGAGCACAGAUGGGCCGGAAGGUAUCUAAUACCAAGACGGCCGUAGAGAACACCCCUACGCGGACUCCCCUCGCCAUGUAUCCUCUCAAUACUCCCGGAUCUCCUGCAAUACCUUCAGGCCUUCUGCGGAAGAAGGCGAGACCUUCAUCUGCAAUUCGAACACCGCUGAUGAAGACCCGUUCUGACCUGGUGGAAGUGGAUAUUAUCAUUUUGGAUGACCAGGGCAAGACUAUCAGCAGGGAGCGAAGGGUUUCGAAGGGCAAAAAUGUGGAACCUGGCAAUUCAUCCUUUGAACGCUCUGAUAACGAUGAGGGGCUUAUCAGACCACGAAAACGUCUACGUAACUUUGUCAUCACCUCUGAAGAUGAGAGUUCAUCCGACGAUGAGGAUGUUGUUCCCAGUCCAGUUGUAAACCCCAAACUUCAAGUCGUCAAAUUACCUUUACACCCACCAUUACCAGUGCCUUCGCGCUCACUGCCAUAUGUCCUUGUCCCUUCCCCGUCUCCGGAGCUCGCAGCUAUCUUAAAGGCAACUAAUACCACGGACCUGACGUCUCCUCCUCUUGCACCGUUACCGUUAAUCGAUUAUGACUUACCUCAUAUCGUCAAACCGAGAAAACUCACACCUAUCAAAGGUCGUGGACGUGGCUUUCUCCGUCCUCCUAGUCCUCCUUCGCCACUCUCCGACUCCGACCUUGAAAUUUCUUUCUCAGAUUUGGACCUCGGAGUUGAUAUCGGUCCCGUGGACACUUCAUUGGAACUGCCUCCGGUAAUCCCUGAGUAUCUCAGGCCUCUCUUGGAGGAAUGCCAACAGUCUAUGACUGGAUUACACGAAUUUUCUGCAUUCAUCGAUACAUUCGCCUUUGAUCCAGCUGUUCGUGGCAUCUUGCCAGCGAAAAAUCUACGCUUCAGAAAAGUUGGAGAGGCAAGCUUCUCUGAGGUGUUUGGGAUAGGUGAUGUUGUCCUCAAAGUCAUACCCCUUCGCGAUGAAAGUGGUUCAUCUUUGAGCGGGAGUCAGAAGGCACGGAUGUGCGAUUGCGCAGAUCUCCCGGCGCCGACCGACGCUAAAGAUGUUUUGAAAGAAGUUAUUGUGACACGGGCCAUGGGAGAGGUGUGUGAGCGAUUUGUCAAACUGGUCAAAGCAUACGUGGUCCGAGGACGUUAUCCAGAGGUGUUACUUGAGCUAUGGGAUCGGUACGCAGAGGAACUUGGUUCAGAAAGUGUUAGGCCUGAUUCUUUUAGCGUUUCCCAAGCUUAUGCAAUUAUCGUUCUUCCAAAUGGUGGACCUGACCUGGAAGCGUUUACCUUUUCAAAUUCAAGUAAACGAUGGAGGCACGCCUGUAGUAUAUUCUGGCAAGUUACGAAGGCACUAGCUCGGGCUGAGCAGUUGGUCUCUUUUGAGCACCGCGACUUACACUGGGGCCAAAUUCUGAUCAAGGAAUUACCGAUGGCGUCAGGCCUUCCUAUGCAACAGCAACAACUGAAUACCCCUGCCCGUAAACAUUCAACGAAGACCCACAUGGACGAUUCAAGUAUGGGUAUCGAAGUCACUUUGAUUGACUUGGGGCUGGCGCGUAUGGACGCUGGGGACGGACAGGGAGGAGAAAUGAUCCAUUGGACGCCCUUCGAUGAAGACGUGUUUACGAGUGAAGGAGAUUAUCAAUUCGAUAUCUACCGAAUGAUGAAGAAGCAAAACGGAGACAGCUGGGAGACGUUCACCCCAUCGACAAACGUCCUAUGGUUGCACUAUGUCUUGACCAGGCUCCUACACUCGAAAGGUUUAAGAGCGCCAGCAGUUCCCCGUCAAGGCGUUCAUCACCCAUCUUCACAAUUCACCGAGCGCGAUUGCUACGAAUGCCUCAUCGAUAUAGAGCAGUGGUUAGCGAAACUUACGAAGCCGUUACUUGCUUCAACAAAAAAAGCCAAGAGCAAGAAAAAGGUGGCCGCGCCGAAGGUCGGUGACGCGCCCCCACUUUGUGCUGGAGAGAUUGUGGAAUAUGGUAUCAAGAAGCGAUGGGUGAAGGCGUUGUCAAAUUUAUAGUGGUAUACGAAGUUUCUUGCUAUUUCUUGCUAUGUAUCUCGUUUUGGAAUCUAUGGAAUCGAUGUGUUGUACACUAUGUUUGUAGACCUUGCAUUAU